Chironomus riparius is the source of this 764-nucleotide messenger RNA. The record is from the annotation of a GenBank genome assembly. NCBI's taxonomy places the organism in Eukaryota, Metazoa, Arthropoda, Insecta, Diptera, Chironomidae.
AAAUUUCAUUCCGAAAUGUUUAAUUCAAGAAGACGUCCCAUUUCUAAUAAACGUAAAGGCAUAAUUGGCUUAGUUAUCGCACUAGUUAUUUACUUAUUAUUUGUUGACCGAUUUCAAACGUACGAGCAAUCAGAAGUAAUUAAAAAUGCAAAGCCGGUGGCAGUUUGGGAAUUUAUUGCUGAUUUUAGUAAAAUGAAGCAACUUAAUCCAACAAUUUUGGAUUUUAAAAUUCUUUCCGAUGUUGGAAAUAUUAACGAUUGGAAGUAUACUGUGGAGUUUGUUGAGCAAUUAUCACAUUGGCCAAAUUGGCAGAAUACAAUCAAUGGCAACUUCCACGUUAGAAAAGUUUUACAGGAUCACAAAAAUCUGUAUCUUGUCGAAUCGACACACAAAGUCUGCUUCUUUAAAUUCUUCUGCCUCAAAUCAACUGGGGAAUUUCAAAUAAAGGAAUUUAAUACUGACGACACACACGUUACUGAAACUGUAACGUUUCAAUGUCCGCCAUUUAUGAGCACAUUAUGUCGUCGAGAAGUGGAAUAUCAGAGGACAAAGAUUUUGCAGAACUUAACAUAUCAUUUUGCUCAACUUUAUCGACAACAAGAGAUGGAAAUGAUGGAAUAAAUCUGGAUUAGGAAUCAAAUAAGUUCUGUAAUUGAAUAAGAAUGCUUAUAGAGGAUAUCGUCGAGAUAAAAGCAACAAUAAAUAGAUUUUAUGAGAUUUUAAAUGAGAAAAUGAAAUAAAUUUUUAGUAUCCAAUUUGAAAAC